Messenger RNA from Drosophila innubila, 1013 nucleotides. RefSeq names its product cilia- and flagella-associated protein 161. Gene Ontology annotation, biological process: cilium assembly. The record is from RefSeq and is a predicted model, not a curated record. The coding region runs from base 21 to 929 and encodes 302 amino acids. Lineage: Eukaryota; Metazoa; Arthropoda; Insecta; Diptera; Drosophilidae. Gene Ontology annotation, cellular component: motile cilium. The transcript has 4 exons.
AUAAUACAUAAUAAUACACGAUGCCUUGCUCAGUCUCUAAUUUUGAAUCGGGUUCGAAUCGUUAUCGUUCCAAGGUGCGCAUUGGAAAUUGGUUUGAGGACCACUGUCUGGAGGAGGAUAAAAUGAGCAGUUUCAGGAAGAUGCGCGAUCGCGGCGAACUUUUGGUGGAGAAGGCACGAACCCUCUUUGAUAAUUUCCAGAAGGAGGUUCAGCUGGCAGCACCUAAGCAUGAUAUUAUGAUCGGGGCUGUGAUUCAACUGAUGCCCAUCUAUAUGAACAUACUGGAUAUGGAUACAUCCGAGCUGCAUCCGGCGUUAUCGGUGGUCAUCAAUGAGCACGCAAUUCGCUCUAGUCAGACAAUAAACGAGGAUUGCGAACUAACUGUGGCUCCCUCCGAUCAUCCCUGCGUACGCAACUCCUUUCGCAUUGUGAGCGGCGAUGAGCAGGAUCGCACCGGGGAAAGACUGAAGUAUGGUCAACGUUUCCGUUUAGAGUGUGUCGAGUCACCCGAUGAUCCGAUUCUACUGUAUAGUGCUCCCAAGCUGAGCAACCUCUCGCAAUCCAUUACAACCUCAUUCAACUCGCAGAAAUACGGAGAAGUCAAUCUACCGCUGGGCCUUGUGCAUCGCAGCAAAAUUAUGUGUCCAGACGGGGACAUACCAAAGGCGUUUACCAACUGGUUUUGCAUGCAUGUGGAUCCCAAUAAACGCUUUGAAAGUGAGGGCGAAACCUUGCCAAGCAACUCGCCUUUAGUGAUUGUCCACGCGGCCACAAAUCGCAAUUUGGCUGCCGAGAAUGUUGUUAUUCAAACCCUUUUUGGUCCAGAGUUUUUAGUUUCCGUGCAGAAUUAUCGCAAUGUGUUCAAGCGUGAGAUCUGGAAGAAUGUCUGGAUGAUAAGCAAUGGUCAUCAUACACAUGCUGCCCAUUGAAAUACAAAAGAAAAAAAAAGAAAUUAACUGUUCUUGUUACAAAUACAUGGUCAUGGUAAUAAACAGUUUUAAUGUUGCCAAAAG